Paramecium sonneborni is the source of this 1284-nucleotide messenger RNA. The record is from the annotation of a GenBank genome assembly. Lineage: Eukaryota; Ciliophora; Oligohymenophorea; Peniculida; Parameciidae.
AUGGGUUAAUGCAAAGGCAUAAUUCCUUAAUAAAAUUAAAUGUAUCAAGGCAAAUAAUUUGAUUAUGAAUUAAUCAAUAGUUUCAAUACGUAAGAGACAAUUAAUAGAUAUAAAUUAAUAAUUUCAUUUGGGAUUAACUACAAAAAUACUUUGAUGGCUACAGGGUCAGAUCAAUAAAUUAUUGUAUACUAAUUUAAAGAUGGAAGAAUAAAAUAAUUAUAAAUACUUUUGAAUCAUAAAUGCUACAUUACAACUCUUAAUUUUUUUAAGGGGAACUAAAUUUUUAUUUCAGGUUCCAGAGAUUCUUAUUUCAUUUUAUGGUCUAUAAAUUAAGUAUCAAAUGGAAAAUAUUUUUGCAAAGUUAAAGCUCAUAUUGCUGAUAUAAAUUGUAUAGCAUUGUCAGAAUCUAAUGAAAAUUUGAUUAUUUCAUGUAGCGAUGAUUGCACCAUAAUGAUUUGGAAAUCAUUUAGUAACUCUUUUUCAUAAUUAUAAUGCACUUAAAAGAUAACAGAACAUUCAAAUCAUGUAUUUGGAUUAUCUAUUAAUAAUUGUGGUACUCAAUUUUUAUCUUAUGCAAAAGAUGGAUUAAUUUUAGUAAUGGAGAAGAAUAAUUCUCAAAAUUGGAUUCUCAAAUAGAAAAUAUAAACUUUAGGAUAUGGGUAUAGAAUAAAUUACUUAACUAAUUCUAUUUUUUCAUUUUAACCAAGAAUUCCAGAACCACAUAAUAUUCUAUAUAUCUAUUAAUUAGACACUAAAAUUGAUUAAUUUGUUUAAGUAUAAUAAUUAUCUGUGGAAGGGGGAGAUUAAGGCUGCAACACUUAUUUUCAUAUGUAUUAUAAUCCUUUAUAAUGUGUUUUGAUCAAUAAAAAUGGGUUUUACCUUAAUAUAAUCUCUUUUGAUGAAGAAUAAGAACUGAAUUAUUAAUUUAAUGUAAAAAAAGCAAUAAAUUUUAACAUUGAAACUUUGUAUGGUACAUUUGAGUUAAAAUGGUUAAUAUCUAAUUACAUGGGAUACAAGAUCAGUUUAAAUUUAAAUAAGAAAAUAUAUUUGUAAAAAAUGAUUAAAAUUUUUUAAAUUAUAUUAUCAAUGAUUAAACAUUUAUUGUAAUUAGGGGUAAACAUUAAUAAAAAAGUUGAUAAUAAUUUUACUUUAUUAUUAUUUUCUAUAAAAAGCAAUUAAAUUUAUAUUGUUAUAAAUAUAAUCUAGAAAAAUAUUUUACAAUAUGUGAAGGACUUAUUAGUUUACUCAGUGGUCUGCAUUUAACUAUUCGUUUAUGUGAAAUGA